AUGCAAGAAGAUCAUGACUAUGAUGAACCACCAUGUCCUAGUUUUGAUUUACAUCUGUAUGCACAUAUAGAUCAUUCGUCACUUAAUCGAUGUGUUUUUACACCAGUUUCUCAUCAAACAGCUGUGCAAGGUGAGCAAUCGCAACAAAUAUCACGAAAACGUAAAUUUGAAUCAGUCGAUUCUGCUAAUGAAUAUGUUAAAAAUACAAAAUUUGGUAAUGAUAAUGGUGAAUUAGCUAAUAUUAUAUAUAAUAUGGAUAUGCGUCUUGAUGAACUAACACGUACAUGUAAUGGAUUACGUUCAAGUAUGCAUACAUUGACAAAAAUGGUAGCACAAUUAGUUAACAAUCAGACACAAAAUGCAGAUACAAAUGACUUUGAUGAUGCAUCACAAAUGGGAUUACCUUAUGUACGUUCGUCAUCUAGUGUAUCAUCAAAACCAACAUCGAAUAGAAAUAAACGAAUACAUAGUAGUACAGAUAUUGUUUCACAAAGGCCGACAGAAUUUUUAUGUCGACUUAUACGUAAAGUUUAUUCAACAAAUGAAAUUGUUGCUGGUAUUAAUUCUGAUGAACGUCUUGAUAGAAUAAAAGAAGCCGUAGCUGAUCGAUAUUUUCCUGAUGAACCCGAACGAUUUGAAACAUUUUGGGCUAGAGAAGCACAUCAAUCUAUUCUUGGUCAAGCACGUGCUCAACGUUGUCGAGAUAAAAAAGCCAGGUUAAUUUUUUGUUUUUUAGAUAUAAUGUCUUCAAAUAAACAAAAUAAUCAAGAAAUUUCAACAUCUACAGAUCAACAAAUUAAUAGAAAUAAUUCUAUUACAACAAAUCAAUUUCGAUCAGAAGAUCAAGUACCAACAUCUGAACAAAUUCAAGAAGUUGAUGUUGCUUUAGCUGAUCAAAGUGAUAGUUGGGAAACCGACGAUGAAGGUGAUUUUUAUACUGAACCAUCCAAUGGUCGGUUGUUUGAUCAAGACGAUGAUGAUGAUUUACUUGGUUCAGGUUUAUCUAGACAUCUAAUUGAAUGUUAUCCAAUGGCAACUGCUGAAGAAAUAUCAGUAGUUGGUGUUGUAUGUGAUAUUUGUCUUAACGAAUAUAAGGCUAAUGAUAAAGUCCGGACUAUUCCUUGUUUACACAGAUUUCAUACACGAUGUAUUGAUAAAUGGCUUAAGAAAAGUACUAAAUGUCCUAUGUGUCGAAGUGAUUUACGAAAAUCAAAAUGGUAUUCACCAUAA
Messenger RNA from Rotaria sp. Silwood2, 1230 nucleotides. Lineage: Eukaryota; Metazoa; Rotifera; Eurotatoria; Philodinida; Philodinidae. The record is from the annotation of a GenBank genome assembly.